AUGUCAAACCGCCUCGUGAGCAUCAUCAAGCAGAACAACCUCCCUGAACUCCGUCGAUUCAUCGCGUCAUGCUCUCCCGAGGAUGUUAUUGCGCCUGGAACACCCUAUUUGAACGACCCCUUGCUUGAUGCAGCCUCGUACGGUAGUCCCGAAGCUUUUCACAUCCUCUCGGAGAUGUACACUACGGCCCCGGAAGUUGCCAAGAAGUUUAACCCCAAGUUUCGUCCGCUACUCUCCGCAUGUGGUACUGCAAAUAUUGAUGUGAUGCGCUUUAUCUUGGACAGGCAUGACCCAGAGAAUCGGUUACCGGUCGGGACGGUGGAUUUGCACCAAAGGGAUGACUCCGGAGAUACGCCGAUUAUCGUGGCUGCGGGGUCGCUGAUGUAUCUUGAUAAAGAUGCAGAUGAAGUAGAAGGUGACGGUCUCCAUUGGACUGAGUGGAUUCGGGAUCGGAUUGCGAGGGGUCAUCAUUCUCUACGGAUUCAUCGCCGGCUUUAUGCUCAAGGUCCUCGCCGCGCAGAUGUUAUACUACUGAAUGCUCGGCGCCCAAGAAGGAGGCGACUCGCAAGUCGGCAGACAGACAAACCAUGA
Molecule: messenger RNA, 591 nt
Organism: Penicillium cinerascens
Lineage: Eukaryota; Fungi; Ascomycota; Eurotiomycetes; Eurotiales; Aspergillaceae
Exons: 1
Coding region: 1-591 (196 amino acids)
Source: RefSeq, a predicted model, not a curated record